Molecule: messenger RNA, 2371 nt
Organism: Lethenteron reissneri (Far Eastern brook lamprey)
Lineage: Eukaryota; Metazoa; Chordata; Hyperoartia; Petromyzontiformes; Petromyzontidae
Source: RefSeq, a predicted model, not a curated record
GGAAGGUCGGAAGGACGUUUGGAGAGAGGAAGGAGGAGGAGGAGUCAAAAGUUGUUUUGUGGCCACCACCACCAGCAAGCAAGCAGCAGCUACAACAACAACAGAGGCGGUCAUGCUGUGCGCUAUGGCCCCUCCGAGAGCGAGAGCUUUGUGCUGGUCUCGGUGGUGCACGAGGGCCCCCCUCGGGAGCCAGGGCCCCCCCAGUGGGGCCCUGGUGGCCCCGUGGCCGCGGGCUCGGUGGGGCAGCGACGACGCAGCGCUGCGCGUCGGUUGCGCGUCCGCGUUCUGGGGAGACACGGCCACCGCAGUACCACAACUGGUGCACGGUGGCCGGCUGGACUUCCUGGUGUUUGACUACCUCUCCGAGAUCACCAUGUCCCUCCUGGCCAACGCGAAGAGCAAGGCGCCGAACAUGGGGUACACGCCUGACUUUGUGUAUGCUGCAAUGGCUCCGUUCAUCAAAGACAUCCACAAGAGAGGCGUGCGCGUGGUGAGCAACGCGGGCGGCAUGAACCCGGAGGCGUGCGCACUGGCGCUGCGAGAGGCCGCCACCAAGGCCGGGGUGCAGCUCAGCGUGGCCGUCGUGACGGGCGACGACCUCAUGGAGCACAAGGCAGCGAUCGCAGAGUCCGGAGUGCGAGACCUGGACACUGGAGUGCCCUUCCCACAGUCCGUCUACAGCAUGAACGCGUACCUGGGUGCGCAGCCAAUCAGCCGGGCGCUGGACCUCGGGGCGGACGUGGUCAUCACUGGCAGGUGCGUGGACAGCGCCCUGGUGCUGGGUCCUCUCAUUCACAAAUUUGGUUGGAAACCCCAAGACUAUGACCUCCUUGCGGCAGGCUGCCUGGCAGGGCAUCUGAUUGAAUGUGGUGCUCAGUGCACGGGUGGAAUAUACACCGACUGGCACACCAUCCCAGACUGGGAAAACAUCGGCUACCCGGUGGUGGAGUGCUCGGCCAACGGAAGCUUCACGGUGAGCAAGCCCCCCGGCACGGGCGGCCUGGUGUCGACCGGCACGGUGUCGGAGCAGCUGGUGUACGAGGUGGGCGACCCGCGGAGAUAUCUGCUGCCCGAUGUCACGUGCGACUUCUCCGAGGUCACGCUGGCCGAGCUGCCCGGUGUGGAAGGCGGCGCGGUGUUGGUGCGGGGAGCCAAGGGGUCACCGCCGUCACCGUCCUACAAGGUGAGCGCGACGUUCCUCGACGGGUUCCGCGCCACGGCCGUGUGCCCCAUCGGAGGCCCCCGGGCGGCCGAGAAGGCCCGGAGGACGGCGGACGCCAUCCUCAAAAGGGCUCGGCGGAUCUUCAAGCAUUUGGGGCUCAGCGACUUCUCGAAGGUUCACGUGCAGGUGCUGGGAGCCGAGGACACGUACGGGCCUCACGCACGCAGCUGGUCCGACGGGGGUCCCAGGGACGUGGCGCUGUGGAUGUCCGUGGGCCACAGCCACAAGAGGGCGCUGGAGCUCUUCCGCAUGGAGAUCGCUUCGGCGGGCACCAGCAUGGCUCCAGGACUGACGGGCAUUGUCGGCGGACGCCCCAAAAUAUCCCCAGUGCUGAAACUUUUCUCCUUUCUGUAUCCGAAGAACAAGACCAAGGUGGACCUCAGCCUGAACGGCGUUCAUGUGGAGACGGUCACCACGGGAGACGCGGCGGAGCCCGGCGGCUCGGCAGUGCCGGGCGAGACGGCGCAAGAGGGCACCUCCUCCUCCUCGUCGUCGUCGUCCGGCGAGGCACAGCUGCCCGGGGGCUCGCACAGCUACAGACUGGAGGAGCUGGCGUUGACGAGGAGCGGCGACAAGGCCGACACGGUUAACAUCGGGGUGAUCGCGCGGCACCCAGCACUCUACCCCUACCUCAAGGCGCGACUCACGGCGAGCGUCGUGCAAAAAUACUUCCAGCACCUCGGCGACGGAGCGGCGGGCCCAGCCGUGAGCAGGUUUGAGCUGCCAGGAAUCCACGCUCUGAAUUUCGUCCUGCGGGAGGCGCUGGGCGGCGGAGGAAUCACGUCACUCCGCAGCGACCCCCAGGGCAAAGCUCUCGGCCAGAUGCUGCUCGACUUGAAGGUGGGAAACCUCCCGGAGCUGAAGGACAUCGCGAGAUGAGAGCGGACGGCGAGAUGAGAGCGUGAAAGCCGCACCCGGCGAUUUGACCAGAGACGCGCCGUCGACCGCCGCGUCGGCCGACGAGCUGACGGACGAGCGUCGUGCCCUUUUAUCUUUUUGUUUUGUGUUUCUUGUUUUGUGUUUCUUGUUUUGUGUUUCUUCCAAAUAAUUUCAAGGAAUCCGUUCUCAAAGAUUUGUAUUUUGUUCCCCCGUGGCUUUGAAGAGACGACGCAUCGCGAUGACGAUAAAUAAAAGGCGCUUGGACCGCUG